AGGCAGCGGCGAGGCCGUUUUUACCUCAGCGCAGUCGCCAUUUUGUCCUCGGCGGGACAUUGACGAGGGAGGAAGAGCCGUGUCGCUGCCAGGUACCACCCCAACCGCCACCAUUUUCGCCAUGUCGAGAGACCGCUUUCGUAGCCGCGGAGGCGGCUUCCACCGGCGCGGGGGCGGCGGAGGCCGAGGCGGCCUCCCGGGGACCCACGACUUCCGUUCCCCGCCGCCGGGCAUGGCGGCCGGGAUAGGGCAGCCCCGAGGCAGCCACCACCACAUGGGCGGGGGCCUCGGCGGCCCUCCGAAGUCGGAGCCCAACAAGCCGCCCAGCUCGGCCUCCACCCCGCCUUCCUCCGCGGCCUCCGUCUCCGUCUCCUCCAGCCCGGCGGGCUCGUCGCCCGCUGUGGGAGGGCCCACCCAGAACCAGGUCGGGGCGCCGCCGCCGCCCUCCUCCUCCUCCUCCUCCGUCACCACUCCGAGCUCGGCCUCGGCUCCCGCCGCCUCCUCGGGGCUCCAGAGCGGAGGCCGAGGUGGGGAUCAGCCGCCGCCUCAGCAGACCAGCGCGCCGCCCAGCCAAAGCUCCGGCCAAGGGGGCUCUAAAAAAGGGCCGGGCCCGUCUCCAGGACCGGUCGGCGGCCUGAAGGGAGGCCCGGGAGGUUCCCAACAAGGAGGCGGCCCCAAGGGCGGAGGAGGCCCCGGGCAGCACCGCGGCGGCGGGGAGAGGCGCGGCGGCCAAAGCCAGCACCAGCACCCGUCCCAGCAGCAGCAGCAGCACCCGUCGCAGCACCCGUCGCAACAGCAGCAGCAGCAGCAGCAAGGCGCCGGCGGGGAGAAAAUGUCGGAUGCGGAGGGUUUUAAAGCCAAUUUGUCGCUUUUGAGACGGCCUGGAGAGAAGACUUACACUCAGCGAUGCCGGCUCUUCGUUGGGAAUUUGCCUGCUGAUAUCACAGAGGAGGAGUUUAAGAGGUUAUUUUCUAAAUAUGGUGAACCUGGUGAAGUCUUCAUCAACAAGGGAAAAGGCUUUGGAUUUAUUAAACUGGAAUCCAGAGCUCUGGCUGAAAUUGCAAAGGCAGAACUUGAUGAUAUUCCCAUGAGAGGAAGGCAACUUCGUGUGCGUUUCGCCACCCAUGCAGCUGCUCUUUCUGUGCGUAAUCUCUCCCCAUAUGUAUCGAAUGAACUGCUAGAGGAAGCCUUCUCUCAGUUUGGCCCAAUUGAAAGAGCUAUUGUGAUUGUUGAUGAUCGUGGCAGAUCCACAGGAAAAGGCAUUGUUGAAUUUGCAUCUAAACCUGCAGCACGAAAAGCAUUUGAACGUUGCACCGAAGGUGUUUUUCUUUUGACAACUACACCCAGGCCAGUUAUUGUGGAACCACUUGAACAACUGGAUGAUGAAGAUGGUCUUCCAGAAAAGCUUGCUCAGAAAAAUCCGAUGUAUCAAAAGGAGAGAGAGACUCCUCCACGGUUUGCACAACCUGGAAGUUUUGAAUAUGAAUACUCCCAACGGUGGAAAUCUUUGGAUGAAAUGGAGAAACAGCAGAGAGAUCAGGUGGAGAAAAACAUGAAAGAUGCCAAGGAUAAACUGGAAAGCGAAAUGGAAGAUGCCUAUCAUGAGCAUCAGGCAAACCUUUUACGCCAAGAUCUCAUGAGGCGACAAGAGGAACUGAGGCGUAUGGAAGAACUUCACAAUCAAGAGAUGCAGAAACGCAAGGAAAUACAGUUGAGGCAGGAAGAAGAGCGCCGUAGGCGCGAAGAGGAGAUGAUGAUCCGCCAACGUGAGAUGGAAGAACAAAUGAGAAGACAGAGGGAAGAAAGUUACAGUAGAAUGGGUUACAUGGACCCUAGGGAGAGAGACAUGAGAAUGGGUGGCACCACCACAAUGAACAUGGGAGAUCCCUAUGGUACAGCUGCUCAGAAAUUCCCACCUUUAGGUGGUAGUACUGGCCUUGGCUAUGAAACCAGUCCUGGAGUUGGACAAACAUCUAUGAGUGGCUCUAUGAUGGGAAGCGAUAUGCGCCCUGAGCGAUUUGGGCAGGGAGGUGCGGGGCCUGUAGGUGGCCAGGGCCCUAGAGGAAUGGGGCCUGGAACUCCAGCAGCUUAUGGGAGAGGGAGAGAAGAAUAUGAAGGCCCAAACAAAAAACCCCGAUUUUAGAUGUGACUUCUAGAUUUUCAUUCCAGUUUUGUUUGUCUUGUUUAGACACUACUCUUUUUUUUUUAAUUCUUGCAUUUUAGUAAGAAAGCUACGUUUUUAUGGAUGUUAGAAACUUAAUGACCUAGAAUUUGUAAGUGGUCUGGGCAAGAAAAUCUAAUUAUGUAAUGCAGUGUUCAAAACCUAGCUUUUUUGAUGUAUAACGUCCCUACCUUGAUGGCAGUGUAUCGUGUGCCAGAAUUCCCAAGUGUAAACUUUUUUUACUGUGCUGAAAAUAAAUAGACUAAAUGUAGCAAUGAUUCUUAUAUCGUAAACUUUGCCAUUCGCUGGCCCAAGUAUACAGGGCAAAAACGUCGCACUUUUCAACGUGCAAUACAUUGCUUUGAAAUCUAAUCUAGUGUGUUGCGCAAUAUGGCUUAGAUGUUGCCAUGCCAUAAAAUGUCUAAUUGACCUACUUGCCUACAAGUAUGCAAUGUUGAGACCUAAUUAGGUUUGAAUAUGAAAUAACUUUAUAGGCGAAGUCUCACUCUUUGAAAAGCCUCUAGCUUUAGUUCUAUAAAAGUUGCAGCAUCGUUAAGUAUUUUGAGUUUGACUCUAGGUGUUUUAAUUGCCCUACAGUUUGAGAGCAAAGGGAAUCUUUGUAAAAUAAUCCAGAGUUAACUUUCAAAUGCUGCAGUCAGAUGGGUUAGAUGUUAACCCUGAGUUAAGGGAUUUGCUGCUGGGUAAGAAGGUGGGAUCUGGUAGCAUUUGCUACUAGGUAUCUUAAGAGCAUCUUCAUUCCAUGUUCCAUAAGUCAUGACAUGGCGUGUAUAUACUGAUCUCCUUUUAAAGGACUGUUCAGUGUGACAUCCCCCUUCCCCCAAUAUGGCUCAGUGUAUAGGAUCUGGCUGGCCAAUUUUACAGUCAACAUUUAACCAAUAUGCUUAUCACAAAAACACUGAGUAUGGGAGGGCACUUGUAUUUUAUAACUUGUACCAUAAUUUAGGAACUGGAAUGCAAAAAUGAAAGUAUCCUUUGAAACUUCUGGGUCAAAAUAUUUCAUAGUGUCCCACAUCGUAGUAACUUGCCAAGUAAAAUUUGACACUUGAAAACCUAAAUAUAAGGACUACAUAGUACAAAGUUGUGUUGAACCUGGUAGAAGAGUUGAAUCUUUGAACCUUAACUUAUUAAAAACACACGUAUGAAUUCAAGAUGUCCUGGACUCCAUACCCCGAUAGCACCUGGAAUGCUGGGUGCAGAGUUACCCAGUGUAAAACGUACUAAGGGUUGAUGAAAUGAAGAUCAACCUGAUUGGAGUCCACUCUGCAUUUAAUUCUGGAUGUAUUUUCUUUCAACAAUUCUUGAGUGUUACGUAGUUCUUCAUCACUUAAAACAGGGGUGGGGAACCUUUUUUCUAUUGAGGACACACACCCUCUGAGGCUAUCAGUUGGGGAGCUGCAUGCUGAUGGUGGGUUGGUCUGGAGCCAAAGGUGGGCAGGGCUGCCCCUUUUCUCACUUGCUUUCUUCCUUGCUGGGGAAAGAACAAUAGCUUUUGUCAGAGACCUGAAUUGAUCUCUUCCAUCGUUUCAUCCAUUUUGGUUGUCCCUCCUUCUUUUAGCUCUCCCCAACUGCAUGAAAUUAUGCUGAGAGCAGCAUAUGGCCCUCAGCCUCAGGUUCCCCACCCCUACUUUAAAUGUCUUACUCUGUUUUGGGAAGAAUGGGCUAUCUUAAAAGUGUUCGCAACAAGAGUGGAUAAAGCCUUGGUGCCAUCAGUUAUUAAGCACUUUGACAAUGCAAACUUAUUAGUACAAAGGUAUAUGCUAAGCAAACAAUUUAAAUGCAAAAAACCUGGUAAACUGUUGAUGGUCAAGGUUGCUGGAUGAUUGCCUCUAGUGUUGUGGUUGGAUUGAGCUACAUUCCCAGAUGCAUUCAAGAAUAUACAACAUGAAGCCAGCUGCUAUUUAAACUGUAUGGGAAAAAUUAAUCUACACUUCUUGCACUGGAAACAAAUGUAGAGGAGCCCUUGUAAUACAAUUCAGUGAAAUUUGGAAAUUCAGCUUAAAUGUCAGUGGGUUUUAGGGGCUCAGCCAUUUGCAGGUCAUUUUUUAAAGGGGUGUUCAUGGGACACCCGCUGUAGGAAAUUCUGAGAUUGACAGUGGUGGGGGCCUCUGGACACAGACACUAAUUUUCAGUUUAUUUUUCAGAUUACAUGCCAUUUUUCCUUAGGAUGCUGGCACAUAUCCUAAACCAUGCUCUUUUGUAGUACUGUAAUCUUGAAGAGUGAAGGAGGCUGAUGGUCCCAUUACCUUCCUAAGGUUCAUCUCUUGUUUCAUUCUGUCUAAAAGUUGGCUGAUGUUAAAUCUGGAAGGAAAUAGUGAGAGCUGCAGUAGAUUCAUAAUCUUCCCUGACAAGUGCUGUUGUCAACUGCACAUACUUAAUACAUCUACAGUAGUCAACUUCAAAGCACUUUAAGCAGGAUGCCCCCCAAGUACUAGCAAAUUAAUUGAUUUUGAGUUUUCACUGAAUUGGAUGUUCCAUUUAGAGUUCUCACCACUUGUUUAGGCUUACUUCCCAGUGCAUUUUGAGCAGAAGAGUUGCUAUUAAACUUCUGCAUGCCCAUUAAGCUUUUAGUCCAUUUCUAAAGGGCAUUAGUGCACAUUCUAGGGUCUUCCCAUGUAUUGACAACCCCAAGCAUGCUUUAACCACAUCUUUGCCAGUUAUAAUGAAAAACUGAAUUUCUGUUUCUGUGCGUAUUCUGUGGUAUCUCCGUUUUUUAAAAAAGUUCUUGGCAUCUCCUUGGCAACCACUUGUGGCAGCAUGCUUUUUUCUGGAGUUUGAGACUGCAAUUUGACACUGUUUAAAAGUAGUGGCCUGCUACGUAACAGCAAUUAGACAGCAUUUCUGCAGUGCAUAACUGUGAGGAACGUAGUACCACAAGUGGCAAUGGACAUUAGGACCUGGAUGUAGUAUUCCUGCUUGCUCCGAGAUUCUCAUUGUCGCCUGCAUACAGGUAGGUAAAAAAGCACUAUAAUUAACUUGGUGACUUUCUGUGUAAUGUUGCUGUGGGGGUAUUCUGGCAUCACACUCCUGACCAUGGGAUUUCAGUGCAGCACUACUCAUACUGUAUGAUGCUUAGAUUUGAGGCCUAACCUGCAGUCAGCAUUAGGCAAGCUCACCGUAAUGCUGAGAGAUGUGCCUCAGACCCGCGAUUUCUUCGUGCUUAUGACUUGUUUCCAUCUUUACUGUGUGCCAAAGACCUUAGAGCUCAGUGGGAGGGGAAAGGGUGUACAACUUGUAAAUAUCCUAACUACUCAAGGUCCUGUUUGUUGCUCGUAGGAAUAAGUAUUCUUAAUACAUACUAGACUCAUGGCAAAAGUCACAUUGCAGCCCUUUCUUGUCUAGACAGAUAAAUACAUUGGUAACUUGCCACUGGGCAAUAAAUGGUUGCUGUGUUAAGCUUGAAGGUUGGGGAGUGGUAUAUUGUAACUGUAGCGGUCAUUUAUGUAAUGCGUUUGGGUGGCUGCGGGAUGAUGGCAUUUGUUCAAAUGAUACAUUGAAGAAUUGAUAGCUCCCACUUCUCAUAUUUCAUACAUCUUACCAAGCUUCCUUUGCUUUAUUGGUUGUGAAAAAUACAUAAUGGGGUUACAUACCUAACAUGUAUUUGCCCUCCAAGUCUGUUGGCUUUGUUGUGCUAGCUAGUUCAAUAUGUGUCUCUAAUGUGUUUCUUAAUCUGGUUCUUGGCCAAUGCACAAGAAUUAGCAAUAUUUUACUCAGGGCUGAAGUAUGCUUCCGUCAUACCUAGGUAUUGUAUUUCAAGAAAAGGCACUUGCGAAUGAGCAGGAUUCAACAAUGAAUCCUAAAGAUAACUAGGCCUUGGACUAGGUAAGCCAGUCUUAUCCAGUCUGCAAGAGAAAUGUAUGCUUGAAAUCCUAUCAGUAUGAACAGUAUAUGCAUUGCAAGACUAGUUACCUUCAAACCAAGUUAGAUCUCAACGCUAGUGACUACAGUUCCACUUUGAACUCAAUAAACAAAAAGCAGUAUGUUUGCUGUGUAACUGGGUUGCAAAUCUGUCCAACCACAGUAGAUGUGCUCAAUCUUGACCAAUAUGCCAAGGGUUUACUUGAUGUGUGGGAUUGUACCAAUAAUAUUUACUCUCCGAAUAAUUGGAUCUAGUAGAUAUUUCUCUUAGAGCAGGUGAGUUGGAAUAAGUCUGUGGGGUUAUAUACUUAACUACAGUGACAACAGGAAUAUAGUAGAUAUCUUUACAGGCAGUAACUCUUUUCUGCUCAAAAUACCACUUUGUAAGUGGCAUGAGAAAUAACUAAAAGUGCUUGCAUUGUGUUCCAUUUUUAAUUUUCAUCCUGUUCUACGAAUUGUUUUGAUUUCUUGCAAAAGCUGACUUCAGAGCUCAGAAGUGUGGUGCCAGAAUACAUUAAGCGUAAUCUGCUAGGCCCUCGGUUCCGAUUUACUGGUGCUGUCAGGAGAGAAGCACUUCAUAACUUUCUGGGGGAGGAAGGCUAAUUAUUAUAUUGAGUGUGCAAAGCUUCUAUUGGCUGCAGUCCCCCAUUCCCACCCCAAUAGCUCAACAAAAGCCUGAGGCUUGUAAUGCACCCAAGCUACGCGGGGCUGAGCUAAUGAUUUCCUGCUGAUCAGGAAGGCCUGUGCUCACUUUAUUCUAAAAUGGAGCCCAAUAUGAAGAGAUUGUGCUUUUUUAGGUUUGUUUGGACCAUUGGUUGUUUUCCACCAUCACAGCUAGCAAGGUUGGAAUCAACAGGUGAAGGUAAUACCCGCUGGAUGAACCCUGAAUGCUGCUCCAUAUGAGUAGAACACGAGCCAGCAGAUGCCAGCACAGUUGAAUGAUGGAGAGUCGGAAGCCCUACAUAGUGAGCAGGAGAAAGAAGCUGGUCCUGAAUGCGGAAGAGAGGUGUCCAGGGACUCCGCAGCAGCAGCAGCCUCUUCAAAACUUCAAUAAAUAUUCAUAAACCUUUAAA
This is a messenger RNA of Elgaria multicarinata webbii, 7110 nucleotides long. It is a transcript of the gene SFPQ, whose product is annotated as splicing factor proline and glutamine rich. The transcript is spliced from 13 exons. The record is from RefSeq and is a predicted model, not a curated record. Bases 122 to 2143 code for a protein of 673 amino acids. NCBI's taxonomy places the organism in Eukaryota, Metazoa, Chordata, Lepidosauria, Squamata, Anguidae. Gene Ontology annotation, biological process: alternative mRNA splicing, via spliceosome; regulation of DNA-templated transcription. Gene Ontology annotation, cellular component: nucleus. Gene Ontology annotation, molecular function: RNA binding.